AAGACACCAUUUUCUCGAGUUCCAAGACAAGAAUAAGGUUGUGGUCGGUGGAGAACAGGGAGUAACUUCUUCCUUUGCCGGCCCGGAGGCAUCGGUAUCUCAACAAAUUUAUAUGAACUAGAUUUCGUAUUGGAGUGUAGAAGAGGACAAAUUUAACCUUCGUCAUGCCGAGGGAACCUAGCAAAAGCACUGUGCUGACACACACACUUGGGCUUCGCCUGCACAUGUUCAUGACAUCACAACUGUCAGAGUUCAACAGGACGUUUGAAGAUGAGCACAUGACAUGGCUGAACGAAAUCCUAGAGGUGGCCAAGAAAUCUUUUGCCAGGAAAGAACCAGAGUUGCUACCCAAGACACCGUCAGCCAAGAACCGCAGGAGACGGAUACGCAAACUUCCAGAAGUUGAGGAGGAGGAGGAGAAUGUGGAGCCUGCAGCUAAAAGGAGGAGCUCUGCCUCCAGAAGGAGUAGGGCCAUGCGGCGAUCCAACGCUCACGAGCUCAAGGCCAUCUCCGAGACAGAACUGCUGAAGGCAACUCUCAAAAUCCCUCCACAAAAUGUGGAAGACUGCAAGACUCCGCCCCCUACGGCUCCCAGCCAAUCGGUGAGCUUCGCCCAGCCGCCUCCCACCAGGACCUCCCGGUCUACUCGCACGCGGGGAGGAAAUACCACGGAGUCGGAUUCAGAGGCCGAGGUGACGGUGAUUCGACCAACCAGAGCAACCCGUGCCUCUAGGCAGAGAAACGUGGUGCAGAACAGCACCGAUACAGAGGGAGAAGAAACUACAGCACAAAUCCCAAGGUCCAGAGUCAGCAAAAACAAGAAGUCUGACUCUGAAUCAGACACUUCAAAGGCAUCCGGCAAAAGUGACACGGAGGGAGAAGAGCCCAUUGCAACAAACCGGUCGACACGUACCAAAACCAGACUGCAGAAGGAAUCAGACUCUGAUGCAGUGCUGGUGUCCGACAAAAGCGAAACUGACGGCGAAGAAACUACAAAACCAACGAGGUCCACACGUACCAAAACUAGACAGCAAAAGGAGUCAGAACCAGAGUCUGAUGCAGCGAUGGCAUCUGACAAAAGUGAAAAGGAUGGCGAAGAAACUACAGCGACAACGAGGUCCACGCGUACCAAAACUAGAUUGCAAAAGGAAUCAAAAUCAGAGUCCGACGCAGAAAUAGUAUCUGGCAAAAGCGGAACCGACACCGAAGGCGAAGAAACUGCCACCACGACCAGGUCCACACGUACCAAAACCAGGCUGCAGAAAGAAUCGGACACCCAGAAGUCGCCCACAAAGACGAGACAAGCCAACAAGAUCAAGAUCGCAGACAAGGUAGCCGAGACAGCAACAGAAAGCGAGACUUCAGAGGGAGACAAGAAUCCUACAACAAGUGAAAGUGAGGAGCAAGAGGUAGAAGAGAUGGAAAUAGAAACGCAGCGCUUCUUCCCCGAUGUUCUGAAGCCUGCAACCCCCGGUACCGGCUUCGUCAAGGAUCUCAUCAAGAAACACGAAGAAAUGAUCGUAAGUUCUUCCGAUGAUGACACACCCCAGAAACAUCUGAAGAAGCCAAGAGGAGGAAAAGUGCAGCAGAAGUCAAAGACGCAGCUAGUAGCAAGCCCCGCUCCUCAGCCGCAACCAAUGAGAAGCACUCGCUCGAAGGCAAGGCAGUUUGUGUCGGCUGCAGCCAGUAAGAUCGCGGAAUGGAUGGGAGGGAAAGAAGCGACAGUAACUGAAAGUGCAACCACGGCGGGCGCUUCUGAAAAUGUUGAAGAAGCUGCAACCCAAGAAGAAGAGAUGCAAGUGUCUGUCGAGCAAGACAGCUUAGAAGAGGAGACCGCCAAGUCCGACAUCUCAAGCACGAGCAACAGAUCGACACGGUCUACGCGGUGUAGCCGCCGCAGCUCCAAACGCCAGUCUGUCAGGCUCUCCUGCAAAGUCGCGGCUGCCAAGAGGAAAUCUUCCGUCCUCCCUCGCCAGAAAGUGGAGGUGGCGGAGACAGCAGGGCGCAUGUCCACGCGAGCUUCGCGUUCCCGCGCCUCACACGUGUCGACAGUGUCGGAUGACGGCAAAGAUUCCGCAGUGGAGGAGAUGGAACGACCACCCAGUCAGAAGAGAACAUCACGAAGUGAUGAUAGCUCAGAUGGAGGAGAGACCGCCCCGGCCAAGAAGCGAUCCAAACUGUCCCAUUCUGAGGAGCCAGAGGUCGUUGACCUGUCCAGGGAUAGCCUAGAGAACAGCCAGGGCUCUCAGGCAAGCUCCAAAGGAACAAGCGCGAGCAUAGCGAAAUCUGAGGAUAACUCCACUGAAGAUGAUGAAGAAAGUGACAUUGUGGACAAGACACCGUCACCCAAGUGUCCGCGGAACAAGGCAAUUUUUUCAAGACCUCUUCUGAGAUCACAACAACGGGUUGUUCGUCCCCGUCCGAAGCAAUUCUCGUUCCUGACAGGCAGCAGCAGUUCUCUCAUGACCCCGGGUAACCUGAACGCCACGGUCACCUCCUUCAUCAAGAGGAACACUCCUGUCAAACAGAUGUCUUCAGAGGAGAGAGCCAAACAGAUGAAACUAAAACUGGCCGCUAAGAAGGCAAAGGAGGCAGAAAUCAUCAAGAAGAGAGAGGAGGAGAAGAAGCAGAAAAUGGAAGAACAAAAACGAAAACGAGAAGAGAGAACCAAGCGCGCUGCUAAGCUGCGAGAACAGAGAGAGAAGGCGGACAAGGAGAAGAAACUCCGUCUGGAGAAGGAGUACAGCCACCGCGUGGCCGAGACAGAGAAGAUAAAGGAGGAACGUCUUGCAGAGGACGCCGCGAGGAAGAAGCUGAAGUUACAGAAGAGAGCCGAGGCCGAGGCUAGGAGGAAACAAGAGGAGGAGGCCAGGCUACUGAAACUGAAGGAACAGGAGGAGGAACAGCGACGCCACCGCGAGCUCAUCCUGCGUAAGAAAGAACACGAGGAGGCGGAGAGAGCGGCACGGGCGGAGGAACUGCGCCGACAGGCCGAGGAGCGGCGGCAGGAGCUGGAGAGGGAGAGACAGCGCGAGAUCGAACUCAGGAAACAACAGGAGGAGGAGAAGGAGAGAGAGAGGCUACGCCUCGCAGAGGAGAGGGAGCGCGAGCGUAAGGAAAGGGAACGUGAGAAGGAGCUGCAGCGUGAAAUGGAGAGGAAGGCUCGCGAGGAGGCGGAAAGGAGAGCGCGGGAAGAGGCUGAACGCAAGAAGAAAGAAGAGUACGAGAAGCAGAAAGAAAGGGAUCGGCAGCGGCUUGCGGAGAUCAUGCAGAAGGAGCGCGAGCGACAGGAACGGGAGCGGCGAGAGAUUCAGGAGGCCGAGGCGAAGAAACGUGCGGCCAUCAUGAACUCCUCCCUGAACACCAGCUCCACGGCUGCUAACACCAGUAUGAACAGCAGUCUGCACAAACCCAACCUUAAUGGCACCUUCAACAAGGAGGGGAACCCUAACUCGUACGACAUGACCCCUCAGCAGAAGCGUACGUACAAGGCCGCGACUGAGGAUAACUACCACAUCGAGGAUCUCAACAGCGAUGACUCUACAGACGACGAGGAUCAGCCGCGUAAAAAGAUCCCGCGAUGGGCGCAGGGUGCCCCAUUGAAAGCUCAGCUGAUCAACCAGUGCUACUAUCCUCCUGAUCUCAGUAAGAUCUUCGGUGACAUCAUCGACACUCCGGACCUCAGCCAGGUCUUCGGCGUGAAGAAAUCUCGCUUCAACAAGCGAACAAGCUCCGCUGUCUGGAACUCCCCUCUACUCAAGUCUUAAAUCACCAUUCUGGAUAAUCUAGUAUAGACUUAUUCUUGCAAAAAGUACUUGCAUUAAAAGAAACUCCUGUAAGGAGGUUGUUUUUUUAAAGUUCCUCCAAAGCGCAAGAUCUUACGAGCAGCACUUAGCAAAGUCGGGUAAAGGCUUUAGAUGACAUUUUUUCGUUAUUCCUUUAUCCUAACUGUAAAUAAAUGGGGUAAAGUAGAGAGAUUUUAGAUUUUGUGCAAAUUUGGAAGUGUGAGCUAGGUCGUAGAAAGGAGCUGUCAAAUUCAGUUGAAACAUAUUUUACAUUUUAAUUUCUUUUACAUUAAGUCAUUUUGAGCAGUAUGAUUCUAGUAUGAAAACAAAAGUGAGAUUUUUAUGUUCAUUUUUGACACAUUAUUUUGUUUUUUAUUGGAAAAAUAAGGUUUAAACUUGGCAAAGAGUCUACAUAUUGCAGACCUACAUGUAUAUUUGAAGGCACUAUAGAGCACACUAGCAUUAUGAUCAGAAAAAAAAACACUACAUUUACUUCAGAUGCUGUAUAGUUUUCUUUCACUUCUCGUAGAUUUUAUGCUGCUUUUCAGAUUCAAAAUACAAGUAGAGAGAAAUCCUCUUUGUUGUGCAAAUUUAUACAAGUCUCAGUUUAAUAUUACAUCAUUGAUAUCAUAAAUAGAUGUACAUAUAACUAGUCAUUUUUUUCUGUCUUAUUUUUCAAUGGUCGGAAAACAUGGGAUAGCAUAAUAAUGCUGGGAAUUGGGAUCUGUUUUGUUUUUCAGAUCAUUUGAAAGACAACGCAUAUUGAUAAAGAAUUUGCUGUUUUUAUUAUUUCUAGAUAGUAAUAAACGUGAAAAAGCUA
Molecule: messenger RNA, 4605 nt
Organism: Branchiostoma belcheri (Belcher's lancelet)
Lineage: Eukaryota; Metazoa; Chordata; Leptocardii; Amphioxiformes; Branchiostomatidae
Product: inner centromere protein A-like
Exons: 16
Coding region: 165-3767 (1200 amino acids)
Biological process (GO): positive regulation of protein serine/threonine kinase activity; meiotic spindle midzone assembly; metaphase chromosome alignment
Cellular component (GO): meiotic spindle midzone; kinetochore; nucleus
Molecular function (GO): protein serine/threonine kinase activator activity
Source: RefSeq, a predicted model, not a curated record